UAUUAAAAGACUUAAUAAAACAGUCAUUUCUCAACAUUCUAUAACCAGAUAACGUCCUCUCCUGUUUGUCGUAUGUUGCUGAUUCAGGCGUCGUAUUGCUUACCGCCAAAAAUAGAUUUCGAACCUGGCCAGGUUUCCAGCGGGGUAUGAUCCAAUUGGGUUAUUAAUAACAAAAGGGUUUGUAAUUAACUACACAAGUAUCUGUGGCCAGGCUGACAACUUUCGUGUUUUGUCAUUCACUCUGUUUGCUCUGAACGCUUGUCCUACAUCCGCUCGUAUUUAAGAGGUAUUAUUCCGUCAGUGUAAAUUCCAUUAGCACCUUGUGUUUUCGUUAAUCUCUCAGCGCAGGAUUAAGCGUUUUGUUUAGAAGUUGCAGCGCUUCGGCAGACGGAAACAAACGUGUUUUCACGUCGUGCCAGACGCAACACGCUUCGCCAGGAUGGCUGUCCUAAUUUUUCUUCUCGCGUUUUGGACUUUUUCGUGCGUGGACGCGGAUGGAAAAGCCUCAACAAGUGCCGAGUUUUAUGUUGACGAUCCAUCAAUCGAAAAUCCAGAUCGCCUGCCUGUAGUAGACGAUCGACCCGGCGUUUUUAACAUGACCGCUCGGGAAGCCCUAAAAGCCAUCGAAGAAGUCCACAAUGGAAGCGUCGAUUGCAAAACUAUGCUCGCUGAACGAGACUUAAAACUUCUGUUUUUUAAGUACGAGAAUAGUGUUUAUACACAGCAAGCAAACCUCGCUAUCCGCACAGCCAACUUGAUCUCUGAUCUGCUGCCGACGGGGUCCUCAAAAGCAUUGAACCUGUCAGGGGAAUCAGUGCUGAGACGACACGAAGAGGUCUUGUACUCUAUUGUUAGGAACAAUUUAGAAAACGACCCUAUUAUCGUGGGAUCCGCUAUCAUUUUUGACAACAACAGCUAUGUAGAUUAUUCGUUUUACGCUCCGUACGCCUACCGUAAUUCCGACGACCCGUUUAUCAAAGUGACAGAUUUAUCCGCGAACUGGAGCUAUCUUCACGAAGCCUUUGUCAAGUUGAUGCGGAUUAAAUUACAUAACCGGACUUUUCCGAUUCGGUCAACUUACUUCUAUUCGCGGAGCAGGAGCGAAACAGAGCUUAAAAUGACACAUUAUUUUGUGGAGUCUAAGGAUGGUCUCUGGAGCAGGCCGUAUUUUGAAUGCACAACAGCGAGAGCGUGGCUGAUUACCUAUACAUCGCCAAUAUUGGGCAACUGGGACAAGAAUGGACCAAUAUCUUUCAUGUAAGUGCCAACCAAGUUUAUGGGCAAGGAAAUAUUUCUUAUCUUUGUCUUAAAGUAAAGGGACAAAGGUUGAAAAAUACCAAUUUAGAUUUAAAAUGUCACAAAAAGGAGCUUCAAAUGGGGUCAGGGCUGAUUUAAAGAGGUUUGGCCUAAUUUCCCCCAUUUGAUAUUUAACAGUAAGUAGAAGGUUCUUAAACACACGCGGGAAGGAGACUUUGUUUUGACAACCAAGCCUUAGUUUGUGGGCAUACAAAACUUUUGUACUGAGAUUUCUCUUCCACGAACCUCACUUGUAUAAAAGGGCCAAAAUUAACUGAAAAUUUAAGGUAAGUCCCAAUUUUAAUUGUUUUCAUCCCUAAUUACUGAAAAACAAAUGUUCCUGUGUAAAGUCUGAAAAACUGCUGCCUAAAGAGACCGGAUUUUAUACAAAUGGUGAUACCGUAUCGUAGGAUUUCGUCUAGACAGUCGAAACUUUGCUACUUUUCUAUGUAAUUACCCUGGGAAGAAGCGAGAGAAUGUUUUGUGAUUAUUGUUAAGGUUUCGAGCGUCUGUUUGAAGAAAAAAAAAAUGCAAACUAGUUGCCGAGUUUAUUUAUUCUAUGAACUAGUUAAUCAAUAAGUCUAGACAGAAUUGGGUUAAAUAAUUAAAUAGAGACCUUGGUUUUGUAUUGAUCAAGUGCCGCCUAUGUGGGAAUUUAAACAACUGCAAUUAUAGAAGAAAAAUGCAGUCUACUCGCCUUUACCAAGUUCUCCAGACUGACUUCUCCGUAUAUCUCUUUAAGGCCGGAAUUUCACAAAAGAUCAAGGGAUUUUCCCUUUUAUGAUGAUUUUAUUAGUUGCCAUACCCUAUGUUUUGAUAUUGCAAGGAGAAAGUUAGUGUUGGUCACUCCUGGCUCAAACACAAUAAACGCCAAAUUAAUUGAAAUGACACUGUGGUGGUCAUACUAUUUCCUUUUUGCUCUAAUUAGAAAGAAUGAUUGAGUUCUAACUUUUGAGUCUGCGGAUGAAAUCUAAGGAAGCCUCUUCCGUGGUACUUUCACAUGGUACUAUUUAUUUAGUAUGUAGUUCUAACUUUUGAGUCUGUGGAUGAAAUCCUAUGAUGUUACAAUUCAAAUGAAACCUCUUCAGCAGUACUUUCACAUGGUACUAUUUAUUUAGUAUGUAGUUCUAUCUUUUGAGUCUGUGGAUGAAAUCCUGCGGUGUGACCAUUCAAAUGAAAUCUCUUCAGCUGUACUUUUACAUAAUACUACUCAUUCAGUAUGCAAGUCUGACUUUUCGGCCUGCUGACGAAAUGCUGACCAUUCAGAUGAAAUCUCUUUGACAGUUCUUUCACAUGGGCUAAUUUAGACAUUUUGUCAAAUGUAGACUUUUGCUUCUUUGGGGAGAGGAAAGGAAAUAAGUAAACGUGCCUCCAUUUUAUGUAUAAUAACAAAAAAAACUAUUUUCUUAGUCACCUCUGCCAGUAACUCAGUAAACGUCACUGCCAUUUAUUCACCAGGCCCAGGCUGUUCAAACGCAGGUGUUGGAUAGCGCUAUCCAUCGGAUAAUUCCCUAGUGGAAGAAUAUUAUGGGCCCGGAACCAAUUACGUUAUCCAGUAGAUAGAGAUUUAUGUAGUAGAUAGCGUUGUCCAUCUUUUGAACAACAGGGUCCAGGUAAAUUUGUAUUAAAUGUACCAUCAUUUAUACCACUGAUCAAAUGGUUAUCACCCUUGCGGCAAUAUAUAAUUUGUAAAACUACGUAGUAAUCAGUGCUCUGAUGCAGAGUAUAUGGCUGAAUUCGUUUGUCUAAUUUGAAGUAUUGGCUUCUUCUACUAGUACAUUAACCACUAAAAAUACGCAACUGUGAAUGUAUUUCGUCUUCUUAAUAGUCUGUUUCUGGUUUUUUUUUAAGGGGUAUGACUACAAUCGACAUAGCUUUGACGAAUGUGGAUAUUAAUCAGUGCGAUAGAUCCUCCAGUGGCCAGUUCCAGUUCGAAAUUUUUGCGGGCACUCACCGCUGUAAAAAUGAAACUACACAGGUAAAAUACUAGCCAGAGAAAUCUGCCGACAUCUUGCGACACCCGACACCACGCCACUAGUUUCCCCGCGAAAUGGCGUCUGAGAAACAAGCGCAGAAAUUCCAUUCUGAUGACUUGUCACUACCCAGAUCUGGGUGUCUGGGAUCUUCACGUAUAAGGACGAAAAACCAUAGGACCCGUCUCACAGCACUACUGGUUAUUGUUGGACUCAAAAGAACCCACACCACUGUUCAAAAAGAGUAGGGAACGUAGACCCCUGUUGUGUGGCCAACCUUUCCUUGUCUGGGUGGGUUAUUUGUAAGGAGAGAUCUUAAUAUAGGGAUUACCUCUUGAACCUCCUUCAGAUGCGGUAAUGGCUACCUGUAAACAGUGUAUGUACUGGAGCAAGGGUGGCGCAGUGGUGAGAGCACUCGCCUCCCACCAGUGUGGCCCGGGUUUGAAUCCUGGCGUCGACGCCAUAUGUGGGUUGAGUUUGCUGUUGGUUCUCUCCCUUGUUCCGAGAGGUUUUUCUCCGGAUACUCCGGUUUUCCCCUCUCCUUAAAAACCAAUACUUUCAAAUUCAAUUCGAUCUGGAACGCACGGACAUUUUUCAACGAGUUCUUAUGAACUCCUUAGUGGUCCGUGGGUAAAACAAAUUACAGUUUUACAAUUUACAAUUUUAUGAAAUUCGAAACGCACUUCCGGUACUUAGUUGAGUCCGUUGAGGGCCCAGAACGUCGCAGACGUUACUAACCGAAGGUUAAAAAGUACAUCUGCGACGCAGGCUAUCAAACUGGAGACCCCAAAAAAUACUAACAGCCUGCAGGGAUUUGUCACGCAACGCGUGACCUGGUUAUGCCCAUUGAGUAGACGUUGACAAAAAGUGGAGAAAGGUGCUCCCUUUACUGACUAAAUCUAUGCGUUUUACUGUUGCAGUGUGAGUUUGUUAGCGGGCUCGGUUUCCGAGCUGGCUCCUACAAGUGCGUGUGCAGGCCUGGGUACUUCUUCCCCAACGUUACAGACAAAGACAAGUACUUCAACGGAUCUGAAAUCGAGGCUCAAGCCGCCAACAGUAAAACAUCGUAUCACUCAAAUCCAGACUCCUUUAAGUGUCUGAAGUGUCAACCCGGAUGCGACACGUGCGUGGACGAUUCACCAUGUAUCGUGACAUUAAGUUGGCCUCUGAGACAAGCUCUAAUGGGAUUAACAGUUCUCACCAUUUUAUCCGCUUUCGGCAUGAUGAUCUUUGUUAUCUACGUUCGCGAGCUGAAGGUAAGAUGACGUCUCUUAGUAUUUCAGUUCUUAGGAACUAUUCAAGUCCUGGGGCUCGUUUUUUUUUUAAGUCAUGGUUUUAGCCCCAUGUAAAGGAAUCCGAAUUCCGGAAUCGGGGUAAUUUUUGUGGAUCUGGAAUCCAGGAAAGUGAGUCGUGGAAUCCGAAAUUCUGGGCUUUGGAAUCCCGAAUACCACUCAAGGAAUCCGGAAUCCCACUAACGAUUGGAAUCCGGAAUUCAGGUUCCACUGAUAAAGAAUCCACAAUCCAGUACUUGGGAUUCGGAACCCACGGUGUGGAAUCCAGAAUCCCCAGACUGUCUUGGAUUUCCUUUUAAUAUAUAGGGCGAUAUGUUCACACCUUAUAGGGUAGCUCUUGCGCCGGCCUGGAAACCAUACCGGAUAAGGCCUCCGUUCACACAUACAAACGGUCUCGAAAGUGUCGCUCCAUGUAAGGAAAUCCAGAUUCCCGAGUCCUAGAAAUCAUUGCUUGAGGAAUCCGGAAUCUGGGAAACUUUUUCUUGAGGUUCCGAAAUCUGAGGCUUUGGAAUCUGGAAUACGGCUCGAGGGAUCCCGAAUCCCAUUAACGAUUGGAAUCUGGAAUCCAAAUUCCACCGACAAAGUCCGGAAUCCAGUACUUGGAAUCCGGAAUCGACAGCGUGGAAUCCAGAAUCCAACACUGUCUUGGAUUUCCUUACAUGGGGCGAAAAGUGGAGCGUCAUAUAUCGGAUAGGUUCUGUAAAGUGUGAUCCGCCUAGACGAGUCACUCUUUUGGCCAAGCCAACAUUUUAUCGUUUUUUUGUUUGUUUGUUUUUUAUUUUUCUGAUGUAAGCGGUUUGCCACGUUUCGUUAGGCAAUCUAUGAAAAUUUGGCUCACCAGGGUAGCGGGUGACCCUUCUACCCCGAAUACGUUUCUGGGGAACUGCCCACCUAACCCUCCCCUAAGACAACAUUUUGUCCUAAGCGAGACAGACAUAGAACAGCAAACAUGGAUUAGCGAAAUACACAAUGAUGAACGAAAGGACCCGCAUCAAAAAACAAACUAAGAACUUUUAGGAAAUUUAAACGUGCCCAUGACUACGAAAAUUACCUCACAAAUGUAAGAAACAUCAAUCAAUAGAGUGGCAAUCACAAAGCUAAGAUUAAGCAACCACAAACUAGCAAUUGAAACUAGACGAUACGUUAAACCCUAUCAACCACCAGACCAAAGAAUCUGUCCAUUAUGUAAAACUGGAAUAGAGGACGAGGAGCAUUUUUUGAUGAAUUGCAUAGCCCAUAGGGAUCCUAGGAGAGAGCUGUUCAAUACGCUAAAAAGGGAAACUAAUCUUAUUCUUGACUCUAUGACUCCAAGCUCUGCCUUUGCAACGUUGAUAAGUAUGAAGCAAGGAGAAAAAACGUAAAAAUUGUGGCUAAGUACGUAUAUGAUCGCUUCCGCGAAAGAGAUAGACGCGUUAAAUAUAACCUUGUUUAAUAGUUGUAUAAAUUUUACAAAUGUACACCUCUGUAAUUAUUGCACGAAAAUCUUUGUUGUCGUUGUAAACACAUGUGUUUGUAGGCGCUCUGUUGUUAAUAAAGCACUUAUCCUAUCCUAUCCUAUCCUAAGUGAGAGGUAGGUGUUAAUGUUGGCUUAGGGAGGGGUAGGUGGACAGUUUCCCAGAAACAUAUAAUGAUCCUGUUGGGAUCCCCAACAAAGUUUCCUCCAUAAAAACGGGCCUUUAAAGGCAUAAUCUCAGAAGCCAGUUAUUCUCAGUUUUAUUUUAAUGCAUUUUUUCCCUCAGGUUGUAAAGACAUCCAGUCCACAUUUCCUAGUUAUCAUUCUAGUGGGAUGCAUCUUGCAAUACUGCGAGGUUAGUUGUACUAAAAGCAAUCGAAGAAAUUGGCAAUUGUCUAGAUUUAUCAUGUUUUUAUUUUUUAAAAAAAUGGCAUUUGAGGCUUGCAAUUGUGAAGAAAGCCAAAAGGGUGAAACAUUCCGGGCAAACGAAGGCAUUCCAUCUGACCAAUCAAAAAGAUGCGCGUGAAUUUAUUCUUGUCGUGAUGUAAGCAUUGCAAACCAUUAUUCAUCUUUCUGCAGGUGAUAUUCAAGUGAAUCUGUAUGCAAAAGUUACGUCUAACUGUUCAAACCAUUUACAGGAUCUAGCUCAAAGAAGACAAUCGUUGAGUCGAACUACCGUAAAAUUCCGAAAAUAAGCCCCGGGGCUUAUAUUUUUCAAAGCCCCUUUUUGAGGGGCUUAUUUUCGGAGUGGCUUAUGUACGGAAGGAAAUUUGCGUUUCAAAAUCGAUUGGGCUAGCUUGUAUUGGGAAGGAAAUGUACCUUUUUUGCUUUGUUUUACUUUGUAUUCGAGGGCAAAUUCCAAGUACAAGCCCCCGUGGGGGCUUAUAUUCGGAGGGGCGAUUUAACGGAGGGUUUUUUGCGUUACGAUUUUGGGGGGCUUAUAUUUGGGGGGGCUUAAUACAUGGAGGGGCUUAUUUUCGGAAUUUUACUGUAUUUGUUGAGGAUAUUGGCGACUUGAUGCUAUGCAACAAUAAACUUAAAGGGGCUUUGUCUCGAGGAUAUUGCUGUUUUAGGUCAAAUCUGAGCUGAAGACACUCCUUAGCGCCAUCACCCAUGCACAAAAUUCCCGCCCGUUUAGAGUUAUCAAAAACAAAAAAGGUAUCAAACGAAUUUUACCAGGGAGCACCAUCCCCUGAAUUCGUUGUAGGCAUAGAAUAAAAGUUGGGCGAACUUUUUCAGGUUUCAAUCCAUGUCCAUUCUUGCAAUCCACAUCAACAGACCACAGAAAACAGUUUUAAUGCCUAAAUAGAGUUAAAAUAACAAAACUGGACAAUUAUAUUUUGAAUUUCAUGAUGCAAAGACACCUUAAAGCGUUUUUUAAGAGAUAGCAAACAGCGUAAAAUAGCCCCUUCCCCCUUAAGGGCUUGUGCUGUUCCGGGAGUGGGUGGGGUACUCUGUAUGAUGGCCUAUAAGGGGAGGCUCCGGGUAUCUUUUUCAAGCUUCAGGUAUAUGAAAGGGUAGGGAUUUCACUACUUGAAGUAUAUAAAAGGGUAGGGAAAUCGGUCAUUUGGGUUUGUGAAAGAGCCAAAAGGGCUCACAGAUUAAUUGUAUGGCUUUGAAAAGUCGCGAAAACGUUCUAUUUUUGUGAUUGAUUCCGAUUUAAAAGACAGUGCAGUUAAAAGGGAAGCAAACUUCUAAACAAGGUAUGUGAAAGGGGCACCAUUUUUCAAUAGAAGGUAUACGAAAGGGGUACCUUUUUCGUGAAAAAAAAUGAUAUAAAAAAUGGUAAGUGGUUGGACCUCGGGGCGGAGUCUCCCCGUAUAAACAUUUGUCGAGUGCCCCCCGGGGGGUGCUGUUGGUGUACAUAAAUGACAACCUGUUUUGUUGUUGUUGUUGUUGUUGUUGUUUGUUUCUUCAGAUUAUUGUCGAAUACCCAAAACCAAAGAAUACAUUGUGCAUCGUUCGACUGUGGUUUCGACAUAUUGGAUUCGGUCUGGCCUUUACGUCUCUUCUACUGAAAACAUGGAGGUUCGUCUGAGUGGUGUGCUGAUCAUUGAUUAUAAUCGACCAUUGAUCAAAGCCCUUAAGCAACGCGAUAAUCGAUCAUGAACUGAAAUGUUUAAAUGCAUUUAAAUGCAAUUUAAAGGAGUUAACAACUAAGAGCGCCUGGGUGCCUAGGUCAGCGGUCUUUGGCAUGCGCAUGCCCGAUGUCUGGCUACAUCGAUCAUGUGAUUCUUUGGCGCGUUCAGUUUUCCCUUCGUGCUGGGUUCUGUCGGCCAUUUUCUUCUCCUCCCGCCCUCCCCCUAGGCUUGUUGGGUUUUUCCCCACUGAUGUUUUUUCAGUGUGACGGGUGCCUGUUCCUUUCCUUGGUGUGGGGGCUCAUGGCUGGGUUGCGCUGUUGUGCCAGUCAUGGGGCUGGCUGCCAAUAGUGGAAGCCCCUGGAUACUUCAGGCACCCAACCUCCAUUUUAGCGAUGCAGUUGUUAAUCGUUUAUUGCGGGGAAAACUUGUGUGUUGUCUUUUAAAUGGACCGCACCUAUUCAUUGAUGGCCCUUUCAUGAUAUGGUUCGUACCUUCUUGACGAAAGCAACGAAACAUGAAGUGACCAUGCUUAUAAUUCCCUCUGUUGGUUUGUUGUUUUGUUUAUUUUUUUGGUGUAUUAUGUGAAACUCUACUUUGACUUCCACGCGGGUUAAAAAUAAAGGUUUUUUGUUUCGAUCAUAAUCGAUGAUCGUUUGGUUGGGUCAAUCCGAUUAUUUCUGAUGUAGGGGAUAAUUUCGUACCUCCAAGCGGCCACAAACACCAACGAAAUACGAAACCAUUUCACUUUGAUAUUUUUUUGUACUAAAAGUCGCGAUUUAUUGUGUAAUUAUAGUAACAGUGUUCUUUUGACGUUGUGAAGAUAUAAUAUUGGGGACUUUGAGCAAGUCGCUACGGAGACCUUUUCUACGGCGGUAGUGGAUCUGGAGUCCUGGCACUGCGACGCUCAAAAAGUGACAAUGGGGUUCUUCAGCGCACAUGCUUUCGCUAUUAGUAAAACGCAGAGAAGACGUAAUUAGUGGAAAACCAGAAGCGUCAAAUACUUUCUUUAUAAAUUUGAAAAACAAUCUAUGAUAGGAUUUAAAACCAGAGCUUGUAAAAAAUACGAGAAGACUUUCAUCAUACUCAUGUAGUACCGACUACGCCACAAGACAGGUCUUCACGUUGUAGGAUUUGGCGCUACGGCGAAAGGUCAUUUCCAAGCUGCGCAGUGCGUCAUUUUUGGUCUCUUUUACUUCCGGCCGCCGUUGUAGAGGGCACCAUGGCGAUUUGCUUUAAGUCCCUAUUUUCGCGAAAGCUCACUUGGUAUUUCAUUGGUGUUAAUAAAAUAAGAUUGAUUAUUAGAUCUUCGUGAAUUCCCGACACUUGAGGUUCGAAUUAUUUGUUUUUAUAUCCUUGCUCUAUCAUGGAAUAAUCCAUUGUUCUAUGGGAACUUUUUGCAUUUGCAGGAUCUCGGUGAUUUUCCGCGUCAAGUCUGCACAGAAGAUAAAACUCACCGACCGCCAUCUCCUUCAACGCCUCGCUCCCAUUCUGGCGCUGUAUGUAGUCUACUUGCUGGCAUGGUCGCUAGCAGGGCCAAGUCACGUGAUUGAAAUGGAGAUGCCUGGAGAUCUUAAGUUUGACGAGUGUUCUAUCGACUGGUGGGACCACGCCAUACUAAUUUGUAAGUGUUUUUUUUUCUGGGAAAGUUUGACUUAAGGCCUUUUUACGUGGCGUUGGGGGACCCCAGGAAGUGGGUAACCCGCGUGUCCAUAGCAAUCUCUCAUGGUCACCCCACCUAUCAUCUAAACGUUAUCAAAUUAAAAUGAGAGAUUAUAUGGACAGGCGAGUUGCAAUUGGAUCUGGACUGGUUCCCUUAGGGCGACAGGCGGAAAAGCGCAAAGAGCUUUCUUUCGCUUUUCCCAAUUUGCUCGCAACUUAGAAACCUACAAAGCGAUGAGAUGUAGGGUUGUUAUUUUCAAUUUUGCGUCGCUGUUUUAUCUCUGUAGAGAAUAAGUUUAGUAUAUAAAUUUAGCCAGUGCUUAAAGCGAGGGUCUCGAGGAUUUAUAGUUUGCUCAAACAAAAUAUAAAAUCGUGUAAUGCUAAGCGGCCAAGGCAACGAGCUUAGCCUGCUUUGCAGGCUACACAGAACCGUGCAAUAUUUCCGCUCAGUUUACGCGAAACUGAGGAACCAGGUUGAAUUUUUUUUUUCAGUUUUACCAUCUGCCCAUGCGCAGCGCGCUACUAAAGUAAAUCCAAAAUGGCGUUGUCCAGCUGAGUUAACAAGCAUCCAUGCAACCACUCCUUUACCGUACAAAAUGUUAAACGUUCAUGGUGUUCACAUUGCGCCGAUUAAAUUUGCUUUUCGACUUUGGCGUUCAAAUUAUUUGAACAGCUAGGCGCCCAAAUUUUCGCACGGUUAGAUGUUUGACUGAACUGAACGUUUGAAGUUAGCUGCUACGUCUGACUAUUUGAAUUUUAUGUUACCUCCCCAAAUUAUGCUUUAACACCGCCUUAUUAUUCUGGGUUCGGGGUGGAGCAGAAAUCAGGCAAAGGAGUUCAAUCUUAUUUGUGUCAUUUAAAUUAGUAAUGUUUAUUCAUAAAGUUGAUACAAUAUUUUCAACUUUCUAUGCAGUUUGCGAGUUAAUUAUCGGGCCGGUGCUGCUCAAAUUUCAUGUUUUUAUAUGUUGUCUGGUUAUUUAAUUCCUAGUUGAAAUCAUGUUCUUGUUUUGGGGAAUCCACUUGUGUUAUAACGUGAGGAAAGCUCCGUCAGCGUUCAAUGAAAGCAAGUUCAUCAGCUGGUCCAUCUACAAUCUCACUGUGGUGACAUGUUUUCUGAAGAUCACCAGGUACCAUUCUUUGUUCUUAGGGACGGACCAUUAGAAAACUUAUGUGGGGGGGGGGGAGCGGGCGAAGUACCCCAAAAAAAUUCGUGCAAGGAAAAAUGAAAUGACAAAAAAUUCGUGCACGCCAAUUAAUCCUAAAAAAUAUUCAUGCGAUGGCCUAAAAAAAUCGAACAAGGAAAUUGGUAACGAAAAAAAAUUCCUACGGCUCGAAAAAUCCCCUCCAACACCCCCCAUAACUUUUCUAAUGGUCCGUCCCUUAGCUUUCCGAGUUGCCCCAAGCCUCUGUUUCAAAGCGAGGCUAAAAGCGAAACUAUUGAAAUAUAACUCAUUGUCACAAGAAAGGUUUUGCAUUUAGCCUCGUUUUGAAAGUGAGAAAUUUUGGAACUCGGAAUUUUAAAUAGACAAUUACUGUAGAUGCAAAGGUUACUAACACUGAUCCGAAAUCGCGCAGAGAUGUCGUCGUAUGAUAACCCUUGCAAUCAUUAUACUUUUUGGAGACUACUGGUCACAAUCAAAUGUGACCAGAUGAACGUUUAGCGUCCGUUUUUUAGGGGUUUGGUGGAGUGGGCGAAAACAGUUUGCGUGUCAGGAUUUAAUAUAUAAAUAUAUGUAAUGAAGGGAAGCAAUCAGAGAGCAGCGAUCGAGAUAAAUAAAUAUAUAAUGAUCUUGAGGUAGCACAUCCACAAAAUGAUUCUCCGUGUACCUGAUUCCUGGUCGAAUUUGAAUUUGGAAAUGUUGGUUUUUGAGGAGAGGGGAAAACCGGAGAACCCGGAGAAAAACCUCUCGGAGCAAAGGAGAGAAACAACAACAGACCCAACCUAAAUAUGGCGUCGACGCCGGGAACUGAACUCAGACCACAUUGGUGGGAGAGGAGCGUUCUCACCACUGGGCCAUUCCUUGCUCCCCAAACACAGAGAGAUGACUGAAGGUUGCUAUCCACCGACGCGUUUUUCGCCACGCACAUUAACGCACGUAAAUUGUAAUCACGUAAAUAAAAUAGAGGCAAGAUAAAAAGUGCUGAGCUUAAACGAGAGGUUAAGCGAGGUUCAACUUUUACGCUUACGAGCGAACUUUCAUGCAUUGCCUCUAUUUUAUUUGCCAACUUAAGUUUUACGCACGUAGCACGUACAAAUUACGCCACACUGGAAAUCAACCCUUGAAUGAAGGGAUGACUUAGCCGUGGUUUAAAGGAAAAGCUUCAUAUUCUCUUUCACCUUGCACGCCCCCUGUACGUUUUCUCCGCCUUCUGCGUCAAUCUUUCUGCCAAAGUGAGAGGAUCAGGAAGGCAAGUAAGCAAAAAUUAAGAGGCUUAAGUAGGCGGUGUUGCUAUUUUGAUAGUGUUUUAUAGUAUUGAGAAUACUAACGUGUCAGUUGAAUGCUGUUGUGAAGCGCUACCUUGCUCAGAUUUCUUUCCGUGGUACUUACUCAUUGUGGUUUUAAGAGCAUAGUCCAUUCAAGCAUUUACUGUUCUCACGCCACCACUGACCAAUAAGAGGUACUCACGACAUCUUUCGAUAACCUCUAGCAACAGUGCGCACACGAACUUUAUUAUAUAACUACGAAUACUUAAAAGCGGCCGCAAAGAAGAAAGAUGUAUUUCUUGCCCUUACGUUACGAGCGCUUGUUCAAUCGGCCUACAAAAUCUAGCUCCAUUUUACGAACGCCGGGUGAUUUAGCGAGUAACGAUAGGGAUUAUCGUAUUUGUCAUAUGAACUUGAGUUGCUCAUGUUUACCAAUUUGAAUUUUCACUGUGAAUUAAAGAAAAUAAAACAAAUCAGGUACAACACUUUCAUAGAACUAAUCAUCGAACAGAAAGGUAGCAAGCCUUAAGGGUAUAAUUAGUCGACAUUACGUUUCUUCGUAAUUCAACAACUUCUCUCCUUUUUUAUUUUAUUUUUGGAACAAACAUAUCUUAACGUAUUGGCCAAAGAAAAAAAAGACUAUGUAUUUAGAUAUUGUGGUCAAAACAUGCAUACACUUUGUUUUAGUAUCGAUUGUUUCCCCGCCGAAAUGAGGACUUUAAGUAUUUUUUGUGCUUGCCACUCUCUCAUGCUUAAUUUUAGAUAAAGUGAUACUAGUAUUUAUGAAGUGCUGCAUUAUAUUGAUUGUAAUACUUUGUAACAUGUUGCGAAGGUAAUAGCCUUCGAUAUUUCGCUACUGUUUCAUUCAAAGAAAAGAACAGUUAUGGUUAGAUUUCCUACUUCAUUGUCCAGGUGGGGCCAAAACGGCUUGAUAGUUUAUCUGCAAAAGUAAAAACAAAUUUUAAAGUAAAUUCAAAGUAACUACAGUGCAAUACUUUAGUUAAAUUCCUGCAUAAGCUUCCACUUAGAACAUAUCUCCAACCACAUAUCCCGUGACGCAGGGGUAUGAGCUUAUCACGUGAAAUUGCGAAAUAUGAGAAAUAUGAGCUCCGGCACGUAGUUUCGGCUGAAUAUCUGCGCUGAUUCUAAUGGUAGAAACUGAGCUCACAAGAGAUUAACAAUGUGCGUCAUAAAAAUUAUUAAAAGAAACCUUUAAAAAAAAACUGUCCCCCAUGAUUGCUAUGAGGGGUCAAGAGCCCGGCUUUGUUUUGAUUAAAUUCCUGUACGAAACGCCGGUCAAAACUUAUUCCACAUACGCUUGGAAGUAAAGGCAGAGGUUUAGUGUACGAACGCUUCACUGCAAAAUCUUUGAGGUACGCCCUCAGUUUCCUUCCACACGUAGCUUCAAUUUCUUUCCGAGUCAAUUGCUUGAAACUAGCUUCAUCCUCUUGCUACAAUUAAGAUAGUUCUAACAACAUAUAACAAAUUUAACCGCAAUCUGCGUCAUCAAGGACACUUGUCACGACAUACGGUUGUAAGAGGUCAAGUAUUGUUCAAGUGUCUUAAAUUACUAUGUUGCGCUUACUAACAUCCUAUGUAAACUCCCAGUCGUAGAAGACCACGACACCCGCCGGCCAGAUGCUUAUUUCUGGUAUAAGCUCCCAUGCGAGAUAAGCAGUAUUAUUAUAUUGCUUGUCGGCAUGUAGUUUUUGCUCUGUGUCUGAGCUGAGACCAACGGUGCAUUGUAAUAAUAGCCCUCAAUGCAAGGUUUGAAAAUCAAAAAAAUAUUUUCGUGUCACUUUGAUUUGAACCGCCGUGAAUGACGGCUAUGGAGGUCGUGUAUUAACAAGUGACAUCUCUUUUGAGAAGCACGAAAACUAAACUUCCUGAUUGUUUCCCCUUUGAGAAUGGUCCCCUAUUUUUUUCUUUGUUGCUUCUGUCUUUCUUUUACUCCAUCCUAUAGAUAAUACAUUAGUUGUACAAUAUUAAUUAGUACAAGGUUGUUUAAACUACGUGUACAUUAGAAAAAAAAAAAGAAAAACAAAAAAUAGAAUGGACAAGGGCACAUUAUAGUAAAACUAAUUAUGGCCCGUUAACAAGAUUGACUUUAUUCUAUUACAGCUUUGUUAUUCAUUAAAACACCAAAAAGGCAACAAAUAACACCAAACUAGCCAGCUUCAAAAGACGCGGCCAUCAUCAUCAUAAUAUUAUUGUUAUUGUUAUUUAUUUCAUACUGUGUUGGAACACGCAAGAAAUACAGGCGAACGUGACUACCAAACUCGUUAAGGCAAAGACUGUGAAGUUCUUAUUUUAAAAUGCAUGACUUCUGGUCCCGUUUUUACACGUGGCUUUGCUGCGGGCGAGCGUUUUUGAGACAGCACACCGAUUCUAAAUUUAGCCAAAAGACCCAAAGUUUUAUCGGAUGUGAUACGCACUUGUUGUCAUUAAGUAGUUACGUGUCGUGGUAACGUAAAAACGUGACCCCAGAGUUACCAACAUACACUUCACUAAGAAGCUAUCCAUGCAUGCGCACAUGCCUUGUAGUCUGUGGGUUUCAAGUAGAAGAACGCAGAUGACAGUGAUACAAAGUCAUGGUAAAUGCCCUUUUUGUCAAAAGUUUUUUGCGGUUUCCUUCGAAGUUGUGUCAGUCGCUUUAAACUGAGUGUUAAGUUUUGCGCAUAAACCUAUUUUCAAUUGAUUAUGUUUUGAAAGCAUCUAGCCUGCAGAGCAGACUCGCCCCAACUCUCUGUCAGUUUUCACGACCAAGAUGGUAGGAGAACAUUUAUGGUAUCAUCUUUCUCACUGCAAAAUACGCCUACUUUGCAGGCUAGAAAGCAUCCAACUUUUCCACUCAGUCUUUAGUUCAAGUUGCCGCCUUAAAAAUGGAGAAUUAAACAAAAACGAAAAACGAAAAAAAUCGUGGAACGGACUACCAAAUCAUUUUACUUGACGUCUUUUAGUCAAAUUUUCUGGUUUGUCCAGACAACACCGCUCAGCAGGUCUUGUACUUUAACCCCUUAAAGUCCCAAUAGUGACCAACAUCAAUUUUCUCCUAACAAUAUCCAUAUGUUGCCAAGAGGAAUGGUUAUGAGAGUUGAUAAAAUGAUCACUAAAGAAAAAAUGCUUUGAUCUGCUAUUAAACUCUCUCAACUAAUUCUUUAAAGAAAUGUAUGAAGAUCAGUAUGGAGAAUUUAUAUGUGGACAUUGGGGCGUAAAGGGUUAACAAGAAAAUUCGGUACCUUUGGAUUUAAGUGGUCCUUAGGAUUUAUCCACAGACUCUACAGCAUAGUAAACAGCGCCUCAGGAACAAGCACGAGUGUCGUGGCCUUACUGAAGAUGUUAACCCCUGAAAUAUCUAUUUUCGUCAAAGUAAUUAAGGAACUUUUGGGGCAUUUGAUUCAUAAAGUAAACAACUUUUGGGGCUAUUUGAUUCAGUGACACCGUAGCUAGUAAAGGCCAAAACUCGCCUCGGUAAAAUUUUUUUUGCCGAUCAUUUUUAUUUUUAAGCGAUCAUCGGGCCUCUCAGAAACGAUUUCGUGGCCAAAAUAUAACUCAAAAUUUUCGCCGUAUUAAUAUGAAAACGCAGAAAACGCUGCAAAUGCAUUUUGAGACUAAAGUUCAAAAUUUCUGGGGGAUUGAACGCCCCUGUCUUUGCCUCAGUUGGACCAUACGGCAACAGCAUAAACAAACAAGGGAAACAUUGCGUUGCUUAUUUUCACCACACCUGUUACCACACUUUGGAAUUGUGGCUUGACAAACGUGUCGCUAUUGACAAAGGAAAAACGGAUAGAGUGCUUCCUCUCUGCCUUUUUCCUUUGUCGUGGGGUGGGGGAGGGUGCGGCUACACAUAGGCUAAGCGGGAGAAAUAGUAUUGCCACAAGUCGACCUCGCCAAUUUCACAGCAGAAAAGCUGUAAGGCGAGCGAAGCGAGCUUAUUAGGCGGCCGAGUGAUCACUGAACGAAGUCGCAAGAGGUCUCUCGCAGCCAUAGUAAAUAGGACGACGGACUUAUUCGAAAGCUUCAGAAAGGAACCUCACCAUAGGUAGUUUACUUUUUUUAUUAUUUGAUAAUUGUGCGGGCUUAAUCAUUUGAUAAUUAUGCAGGCUUAAUCUUUCUUCCCACAGGAAAGCAAAACUGAAAGAAUGACGUACACCCCGUUCGUCAAAUUUUGCUAUUUACCUGUACAAUUCUUUAUUGACACUCCCCUUCCUUGGGGAGUUUCAGUGGUAAUAUCUUAGGCGAAGUUUUUUUAUUAAGAUUGUAUAUCGCUGUAAGAGAAAUGUUCCGUUUCGGAAAAAAAUGGCUGUUUUUUUUUUUUAUUAUUAUUAAAUAAUUGUUCUUUGCCCUUCUUUCCUCACGUGUCUCUUGUUCUAUGAGCUCUUUAUUUCACUUCUUCUUAAGUGUAAUUUCCUUGUCUUGCACGCGUCCCUUGACCCUCCUUCUAGUCUGUCUGUUGUUUUUCUACCGGUUCGCGGUUGGUGAACAUUCCUUGGAUUUUUUUAUAGAACUUUUUGGCCGUGUCAUGGACGUUAUUUUUUGCCUCCAUAUGUAAAUGUGAGCUUAUAGUUUCCUUUUUAUCAGAAAAGGGAAGGGAGCGCUUCCCACAUCGAUGAAACCUACGUCAUCUGUUUUUUCCUCUUAGCUUGAUCACGAUGACGAAUCUCCCUGGCAUUAUUGUUUUGUUAUUUCCUCCCGUUUUAAUAUUUAAUAUUUUUUGUAUUACCUUACUGCCUGUCUCAGUUUCCUUUGCGUAUUACUUCUCACUCCCGAAUAAACUGAAGAUUCAACAAAAUUUCCAAACAAACAAACAAACAAAAAGUACCAAAUGAAACUAAGUGAGUAGUAAUCAAUAGAUGAAAGUUCGCAUAUAUUAAGGUUUACGAUUAAGGAGCAAAAACCAGAAAAGAGAGGGUAGAAAUAAACUAAGCAAGAGAAAGACCAGUUUAUGUCAAACAAUUCAAGGUGAUGAGAUGGAACAAGUCAACGUGAACCCAAUGGUUCACUGGUUACGACAACAGUAUUAAUAGUAAUUUAUGUUUGUCGUUACGACAGCAAUGCAGUUUUUAAGUUUAAAACAGGUUAUUGAAAAUAUUUCAACAUAUUACCUAGAAGCAUCCUGAUACUCAGAUAUCUCUAAAAAAAAGCUUUUAGCUCUGACUAGGCCUUGGUUUUAAAAUAGUUAGAUGUUUCUAUAAGAAAAAGAAUGUGGAUUCUUCUUUGAGGCGGACACAUCAAUUGUAACACGUCUGGAAAAUCCAAUAUCUACAAAUUUCCCUCAUUACAAUAUGGGCUCCAUUAUCUGAUCAGAAUAGCAACGCAGAGCAUUGACCACCUGAAAGUAACAGACGUAGCUAGACUUAAAAUCUGGACAUUAGUUCUGAGUUCUCAAUAGUGCUUGCUUCCAGAUAUCUACAAAUUGCUAACGGUUACUCGGAUUAAUUAGUUCACAGACGUCGAUGGGAUCCCAGCAGGUUGGGUUCAUAUUCUGGACUUCGACUUCGCCUCUGAGUGAAUCAUGUCGCCCAUGUUCAUUUAACCAUAGCACAGCAUUAAUUCUCUGUUUUUCUUGUUCGCGAGUGUUAAAGUACGUUCUCAAUGUCUCAAUCUUGUGCGUAGUCACCCCCAAUUGCAAUUCGAAGGGGACAGACCUUUAAUUGAUUGUUGCUCUGCAAAACAGUUCAUAGAUCUUUCCAUCAUCUUUUCUUCAAUUGAUGUUAAACAGCUCUUAACCCGUAGUUCGAGGAGGCCUAACCUCUCAUAAGCUCCUAUAGUUUCUGUUAGGUCUCCUCGCCACUUCUUUUUUUCUACUUUUCCUAUAUUUUUUGUAAUUAUUGUGUGGCAAAUAAAAUAAAAUAAAUAAUAAAUAAAUACCCUCUAACUUUAGUAACUGCUCACUAGUAGGGUGUAAGAUGCUAAAAAUGCUUACAAUAAUCUAACAUUUUUUGAAGGAUUCACCCACAAUUUGAGCACACUCGCUGACAGGACAUAAUACUAAGGGUAGCAACUUAAAAUACGUGAAAUCAUUAUCUUUACUUUUACUGAAAAAGGUCACGUGAACACAAAAAAAUGCUUGUCAACUAAGGUUAAAAUACAAAGAUGUCAAAUGUAAGAGGUUGUGCGAACUUAACUUCCAGUAACGCACUUCUAAGCUGGGGGUUGUAGUGCAAUUGUAGGUGUGUAUGUGUGAUCUGCCUAUAGGCAGGUCCUUCCUUAUAGUUGCUGGUCCGAAGGCGCGCCUCAUGACCGCUACGUAAGGGUCCCCAUCCUUCACUUUAUCCACCAUUCCCGCUCGAGGUCUGCCCGAAUAAAUGAAGUUUUAAACUUUUUAAGCCUUAUAAACAACUGGUACCAUCUGAGUAUCUGAGUUCUUCAGCACCGUUAGUUACUUAGUCGCAUGUGAAGUUUAUAUAAAAUAGUUGUUGCAAAAGGCAAAAUGUCGUGAUCUCUUCACAAAUUCUCCUCAGUAAACCCAAAGAAGUAAAUACAAAACACUGUAUGACAAAUAUACGGGUUGUUAGAGGGAUUUUGUACUUCUACCUAUUGCCCUAGGUCUAUGAAGAGUGUAGCCCACAAGCUUCGAAACCAGUUUUUUCGAAUAUUUGAACACGUCAGAUUGGAGUCCGUCCACUGUUUCUUCCUUAACACUUUUGCUUUAAUAGAUGUCUUCAAUGCAUUAAGAUUUUUUUCCCGUUUUUGACUGUUAUUUUUGGUUUAGACCAUGGGGAGCUUAUGUAACGUAAGGUUAUGUUAUGUAACUAAAGGUUACCACGGAUACUGAGUUUCUUUUGACGUACUUUGUUGUUAGCUCGUUCGCUUUCAAACAAUGAACAUUUACAGCAUUCUUCUUAAGAUAUUUUCAUUCAGACGACCUUCUCUAAAAUAGCUUGAAGUUUUGAAAUUCUAGACGUUAUUUUUGCCUUGCCUAUUUUGCACUUGGCAACGUUAUCCGACGUGCGUCACUAGGCCAAUAUCAGCCGUUGCUAUUUCAGUAUUUUCUUCUACGAUUACCACAAGAAAAUUCCCAAAUUUCAUUUUGGACAAUAUCGAAUAAACGAGUACAACUAAGAUGAAGGGCUGCCGAAGAGGUUGUAUUUGAAUGGUUACGCUAGAGGGUUCCGUCCACAGACUAGAAGGUCGUAGAUAAUAUUAUUUACGUGUCCCCGUGAUUAACUUUCAAAGUUUAAAAGAAUUUAUAAUAAGUGCGGUUUCCCUGAGGGCCCCCGAUGUGCGUGUUAGGUUUAAUUUAACGUUCUUUUAUAUGUUGAGUACAGUUUGCCUUGACGAAGUGAUUGUAUUUUAGUAUACGUCACGGCUUGGACCGAACGUUCUCGAGAACACGCGAUGCCGUCGUACUUUUUGGAAACGCUGUUUCGGUUUUUACCCCAAUCCAUCGCCGAACACCCAACCCCGUGAUUUCUUAUCGAUUUACGGAGAAUAUUUACAGCAACCGCGGUCCACAAUGGGUCAUGUAAUCCUCAAUAUUAAAACCAACAAUGAAAACAUAAUGCUCUUUAAAUAGACUCAGUGGGUUGGAUCAUUGAUUAGUGCCGCUUUGAUUGUUUUUCGAGAAAACACGCACGCCUCCUGACGAGGCAAAUGCUGACAGCCAAACUUGAUAUAUUCUUCAGCAUACCUUUACUUCCUCCUUACUACAUCACUUUUUUUUCGCUUGCUGGCGUAUUUUUAGGCAAGACUCAAAGGCGUGACCUACAUUGAAGCAAGACCGGUCCGUCGAUGUGCGUGAUAUACUUAUCAAUACCGAAUGUGACAUCGACGACAGUUGAUGCGUAUCAGUCUCACCGGGGAAUUAUCUACGUCAUGACAAAUUACUGUCUUAUAGCCCACUCGCUUUGAAGUGUUAUUUCGUAAGCUGGCCACGUUCAGUGUGGAAUAAGUUGCACAACUCAAGCAGCUAUACAUGUAUUUCGCUUUCGCGCGUUCACACAAACUUCUCGCGUAACUUUAAAAACGAAAAUUGUCUCCGAGGUUUCAUUUCUUCUCUAUUUCGGCAUUUAUGGUGCAUAUGGGAAAGGUAAGUUUUUUUGCGUUUUCUUCUUUCUUCUUCUCUGCUGUGAAAUUAUAUCAUCAGGCAAGUUUGGGUAUUCUUAUGGUUUUUUACUUCAUCCCCUUUAUUCCAAAACUUAGUAAGUCCACAAAAGACGUUCGAUGCCGUCGGAGAUGAAAAGUUCUCCAUGUGGCUCAGAUGGUAUUAAUUCCAUUUGCGGUCACUCUAUUUUCAGCGUAUUUUGACAGCAUAUGUCCCUCUUAGUGUACGGUUCCAACAAAAAAAAUCGACUCGAUGAUGUGUAAAUUCAUUUCCACUCUAACAUGAAUGUGCUUUCAGCUGUUGUUAUUUUGAAGUCAUUUUCAAGAUCGAUGAACAUUGAAUGAAGUAUUAUUUUAACUUCUAUAAGGAGCUUGAGUAGUUCAGUUGAAUAUUGGCUGGUUUGUAUAGAUAACUCUGUUUUCCUUGCGUGACCUUUCGUCUAGAAGAGGUUUGCGCGAAUUUGAUAACUCCUCCUUGAAUUAAGAAUCGAUAUGAUUAACAAAAAAAUCCCGCUUUUACACAUUAGCAACAGAAACUGUGCAUAAAUUCAGCUCUGACAACGGAAAGUGACGUCAUUUCAAGGCAAACACGUCUGUCUCCCUUAGUUAAUUAUUAAAUGCCGUCCAGCAAUAUAUAGAGGGUGAUCUGAAGCAAUUGAGCUACAAACACAGCCAAAAGCGAUCGGGUGAGAGCCAUGGAUACAGAACACGAUGCUUUUUUACGGCGGCAAACUGAUUGUUAAUGCUAUUUCAGUAAUCGCGAUGUUUCCCUCUUUAGAUGAGAGAGUGUUUUAAGCGUGGUAUAAUGGGAUGUCUACCAUCAAAGAAACGGGAUGAAGAAAAUACCUCGAGCGAUACAAGCUCGACAGCGCAAAGAGUAGAUCCCAACCGCAAGGAUGCCUCGAAGAAACAUGAAAAAUCGGUUCUCGCGCCGACGAUUCAAAUGGUGAACGAAGAUACAUUAAAACUUCUUAAGGAACUCGGCGAACUGAAGGUUUUUCAGACAGCGAACAAUGCCGAUCAUAAAAGAAAUAUCGACCUCCAUCAGGACAUAAUCCUCGCACUAGAAAAUCCCACCAAAGGAAGUAACGCGGUCACGUCGCUAUCAAGUGCAACAGAAAGCAAUAUGAAAUGAACAGAGUUUCGAAUUCAUGCUGAAGGGCAAACACUGCGAAAUAUACACCAGAUGGAGAAAUUUAUUCAAACCCGCUAUAGGAAUCGCUUAGUAGUUGUUGAAUAAAUUGAAAGCUAGCGGACACGCUGCCAUGGGGCAAUUUCUUCGACUCCACUCUUCUCUGGUUUUGUGGAUGUUAAGUGGGUUUUAUGGCCAGGUUUCUGCGGCUGCUACAAUUGGUGGUGCAUUUUGACUCGGGGGAUUUAUCGCCUGGCGAGAAAACGCAGCAGAUGAAAAAGAACCAAGCUUCGAUCGUUGUGAAAACUGAAAAAAGAUUGUAGCGAGGACAGGAAAAAGGCACAUGCAUGAUACCUCUAGCCAAACUGCCGACUCACUCAAACCAACAUCACUAAUGUUCUUUUUAUCGGCGUGAAGAUUAAAAAAGAACAAGAAAAAAAAAAUGAAAACAGAAAUCUACGAGUCAUACGAAAGUGAAGGUGGAGGUCGGUUCUUUGCCCCAGUUCAAAUUGACAGUUAUAAACAUGGUGAAAUUUAAGAGUGAAUUUAUUUAAUAGCAGAAGAACAUUGUUUGAAUUUUCAAGAAAUGUCUCUGUAUGGAUGGCCUUGCCACCGGUGGAAGAAAUUCCUGAUGUAAAUAGAUCUUGGUGUUAUUAAUAUUCAUACAGUGUAAUGUAGAAUUCUAUUUUCUUUAAACAAACAGACAAUGUAUGUUCAUUCAUUCGUUUUAGAAUUCAAGUCCUUCGUGAAUCGAUGCUGCUUACCAUUGCUAACUGUAUAUACCCAAUUCGGCGAACCAGUCGAAAAUUGCAGCUUUUUAAACACACACCGCGGCAGUAUUUUUUGUUCGGUUGAGAAAUAAUUUUCGUAUCCACUGAUUUGAACGGUUGCAUUGUUAUAACACAAGAUGUUAUUUUCUAGCGAUGAAAUAGACACUCGCCUCGAUCAUAGAUCCACUAAAAUUCUUAUAGAAAUUGUACUGAAGUUGCACGGAGAAGCUUAUUGCAAAAAAAAAGGAUAAAAUAGGAGCACCCAUUCGCAGUAAUAUUUGCAAUGUAAGAAAUAAACACUGCAGUGAAAAUUAAAAGAACGAAAUUCAGAAAUUUGCAUACAAGUCACACUGUUGAUUAAAAAAAUUGACACAAAAAUAGAUGAAAACGUAUUUGAUCGUAUUGACGGAAUAUUUCGUUAAAAUUAUUUAUUCUAAGUUCUCUAAAACACUCUGCUAUACAAAAACUAUGCAAUAAAACUGACCACUUUGUUAAAAAAGGCCAUCCCAGUGUCUUGUCAGUAUUGAUUUAAGGUUGUAUUUAAUUUUUAGUGUUUAGCGCGCUUGAAAUUCGAAAUUAUGGUCUGGCUGACGCUUUUUAGCAGCUUAUUUUUCGGGAUUUUGUCUACAUAUUUUUUAUGUAUUUAUAUGUAUUUUCACAUAAUUUGUACCUGUUUUAUUGAUACCAGUUGAGACUUAUCUUAACAAAAUUGAUUUCGUACCAAAAAUUAUGAUUUUUGGUGGGUAUUAAGUUAUUUCGCUUUAACAAGUCUUUUCUGUUUUUGCAAUUACGAUACCCACCUUUUGCAAAUAAGAACGGCAAUGGUAUUGUACAGAGAAUAGCCUCUAGCAAGCCCCCCUCCCCCUCCCCCUUACCCCAAACCAACACCACUCUCCUCAGCUGCUCUUUUGUUUUCUCGAAACUAGCCUUAAUACAAGUAACUGACGUUAGAUUGAAUUUCUGUGGAUUUAGGGAAAUCGUUUUGAGAUGUGUGUUAAUUGUAACGGAGAAAUCUAUGUGCACCAGUUAUUUAUUGAUAACGUCUUGAGGAUGAUUUGGCAAAUAAGGGAAGCUUUUUAGCCCGCUGGGCUUGCGUCGGUAGUGAGAAUUUAAGGCAUAUUGGUUAGAUCCUUCCAAGCCAUCGCUACAAACGAGGAAAUGUAAGGAAAAAACGGUUUGUCGCAAUUGCCGCUGUCUGAGAUUUUCCAAUUGGAAGAAAAUCUCUCUUUUGUUCUCUCCGUGGUCAGGAAAUUUUGCACAAAGCCAAGCGACUUGCUGUUGUUGUUGUUGUUGUUGUUGUUGUUGGUGUUGGUGUUGGUCCAACGAGAUGCAACCCCAAUGCGUUGUGUCGCACAGAAAACAUCAAAACGGAAAUAUACUGUCUCCAAUGAGAUGUUUCCUUGAAUCUCUGUCGUUUAAGCCCAAUAUCAGUAGUUAUAUUCUCCACACUGUUUGCUUUCUUUUCUUAUACUACUAUUGUCGAGAAUUUGUGGAAAUAUCGGGACAUGCUUAAGUAUAUAAUUUCCGAGCAGUUACCUCCCUCUUCGAUCUCUGUACCAGGUUUAAGCCUUACCGUCUUCUAGUUUCUUUGCUCCUGUUUGUUGUCUCUCCUCGCCCAGGUGUGAAAUCGAGAAUGACGCGAGACACCUCUGGGAAUAGCCCUGUGAUGGACUGGUACCCUGUCCUAAAGCGGGCAGUUGCCGUACUCCGAGAUGCCCGGCGCGGGUUUAAGGCUCCGGCCUUGUGGGCUCAUGGGCACGUGUGCACCUUUACUUCUUAGCGAUCAUUUCAUUAAUUCUCUACUUGUGUCUGAUACCUUUGCUGAUAGGGAGAAACUAGAGGUUGGUCCAUUAUUUUUGCCGAUGCCGACGAAAUCCUUAGCGUGACCAUGCAAACGAAACGUCUUCUGCAAUAAUUUGGCCUUGUGUCGGACGAAAUUUUUGUGAAUUUUGAGGUUAAACAGUUAAUUGUGGAACUUCAUGCAUGAGUACAGUAAGACGUCGGGGUGGACACUAGAGGGACAGAGCCAACUGUCCGCAUGAGAGAGGUGUCCGUAUUUCUCUAUAGAGGGGCACUAUAUGAUGAGUGGUCAGCUUCACUGUACCCUGGGUACCAGAGGUUUUUUCUCGCGUGCGACGGGGAGCUUCGUUUCGUCGGCCAAAGGCCGAAGACACGAGCGGCGAAGCGGGUCACUUUUAAAAGACUUGACCGAAACUGGAAACCGCGCAUGAAAAGCCUCUGGCACCCAGGGUAGCUUCACUGCAGAACCGUACUCAUUACACGAUUGUCCAUUUUGCAAAGGUGCUCUUAAGGAGAAGCUUAUUUGUAUAUUCAGACAGUGUAAUCACUGUAGACUAAUUUCUGAGACUGAAGAGCUGGACCAGAAACAUUUCUAACCCAUCGAAUAAAUGGCACCCGAAGCAUUGCCGGAAUAUUGUCACUUAGUGGCUAUCCGCUCUAGCAGGUGAUAUUUAUUUACUUUGCAAAUGGCUUGGGCUAAAAGCAGUUUACAAGCGCAGAUGCCGCUGUGAAAUCCUAUGUAAUUUUGUCAAAGCUAUGUCAACCUGUUAGAACACUGUCGUCCCUCUCAGGAGCUUAACCUAUUUUAGUAAACGGAACGUCGAAAAGAGAAAAAAGAUCAAGAUAAACAGGUGUCGAUCAGUCAAUUUUAAACGAGGCUCUGGCUUGAUUUUCUCAGGAGAAUUUAGGACUUCAAUUCUUCUGUGAUUGUCUUUGCAAAAAAAAAGGACUCAGAUACGGGCAAAUUUCGCAGAUUUGGUUCUAAUUUUAAGGCAAGCAAUUUCUGUCAUACUAUUGUUCAAGAGCCCUCAGGGUGACUAAUACCGAUUCACGGCAUGGUUUGCUCUCUCUGUCUCCUUUCAUUGGAAUAAAAACCCACGAAGCAUUUGGGGUAAAAGUACAAGAUUUCAAGUUAAAGCGAAUGAUAGCUUAUCAAUUUUGAUUUUUGUGAAAAAAAGGAUAUUUUAUCUGGAAUUGAAAACUUGCAGAAUCAUCGCAGUUUGUCCAUUAGUUACCUAGAAAGAAAAUCAGGUGAAACGUUAUACUAACUCCUUCUUAAUAUCCCAAGACUUUAUCCAGUCGUAACCUCAUCGUGUUCCGCUGUCCUUGACAACAGAUCGUUUAAAUCAUUUUACUAUUAGAAGCUUCUAACAAUGAGCGACCUUUCAGGCGACCAAAAAGCUGAACGUUAACUUUGUGUGAAAAUUUUAAGGCUGUAAAAAAUCGAAAAGCAUUAUUCGUUCAAUUGAUAUCUUGAGCUCAGCACUACUCAUAAGCGAAACACAAUUUUUUGGUCGCAAUUUUUGAUUGUCAAUCGAGAGAAUACUUCUUGAUGAACACACAAUAUAAUGAUAUUCGUUUACUGCAUGUUCCCUUUUAGUCAUUGACCGUUGAUGGAGAAAUUUGGUACGUUUGGAUGCGGGGUUUCAAGUCGACUGUCGUUAAUUUUUAUUUUAGUAUUUUUUCAGGUCAUGAAACGUUCAGAGUUUCUUGUGAUAUACACUCGCUCGGCUGUUUUACCAUUUGCUGGUAAUUCUUUAGGCAUCAAUAAUGGAUGAAAAAAAAUUAUUUUUGCCUUCCUUUCGGUGACGUCGUCUUCCUUUUAAUUCUGCAGACAACAUGUUUCGCUUUUUACAUGCGUUUGGUCUUUAUUAAGAAAAUGCAUUAACGACAUUGAUGAGUCACCAUAGUCGCAUUUAUCGCUGGAUUGAUAUUUGCACGUCGUUGGCAACUUUAAUUGAAACUCAGCGCGAGUCGAUUGUGGGAGAAUACAUUAGGCUGUACUUAAGACAUUGCAUUGUCUUGUUAAUCCAACCGGGUUAUUGGGCAAAAAUGUGUCCAUCUCGUCUGUAGUGGUUAAUUGUCUGAUAAGAUGCGAGCCUUUGUAAUACCUAGUCGCCGUUUCUGCCAGGUGCAGGUUUUAAUGCAGAUGUUUUAAUUUCACACGCUUCCCAACGACGUGUAAUUUCUCGAAAGAUCGAAAAUAAGGAUAACACGCCUUAAAACAAGAGAAUACCACGUUCGUCCUUGAAGAACAAAUAUUAAAAUAUGAAAGGACGAACGCAGAGUAUUGAAUGGUUAACGUUCAGAUUUCACUUUGUGAUCCACCUACCAAGUGUUUAGUUUUUUAGAUAAAACGAGAGAAGAUAGUUCAUUGUGGCGGGUCGUCUUUUCUAAUUAUAAGUAAUUUUGUUUUGUAAUAACUUUGUAAUGAGCGUCCGCCCCCUCCCUUACCCAAGCAAACCCAUUCUCGCAUUUUCGAUCAGCCAGUGACAAUUGUUUUCCUUGCGCUUCGACUGGUUUCUGCAAUAAUUUGGCUGUUCAUAAGGAUGUGGUCAAAUCAAUUUUCGGUCCGAACAUUUUAGAAUUAAUAUUCAUAAUUUGGUAAGUGGAAAAUAAAAGGCAAACUUCCAAGACAUUCGAAUACAAUACACUUGUUUCAUGAUUGUCUGAAUUCAAGAUUUCAAUGCUUACGUAACUAGAUAUUAAGUAGCCUUUAGUUGACUAACAUUCUCUUGUUUCCGUGUGUGUUGCGUUCGGUCUGAACAGACUUCGCGGAGCUUAGUUCAGUUAAUUCAGUUUCUAUUUAGACUUAGAAAAUGCACUUAAAAUCAUUGUUUCAAUUCAUAACUAACGAAAUAUUUCCUCCCAUAAUGCGAAAAAACUUUCAUUUUAACUCUCUUGAGAAAGGCCUCUAGUGGUGGCGCCAGUGGGUAGCUAUGGCCGGGUAAAGAAAAUUAGCCACUUCUUAAGCGUCAUCAGUAUAAGGAAGUACCUUUUAUAGCCAAAAUAUGCAAAUCUUUAUGACUUCCCUCAGCAGUCUUCAUUUGAAAGACUACAUUUUACUAUUAAAUCCACGGACUUAAAGUUAGAACCACCAUUUACAUAAUAACAUUUUACAACGUUACGGUGGCUCUGAAAUAUAAGAGCCCAACUAAUGUAUAUCUCUUUUCCUUAUCUUGUCACGCACCAAAACAUGGUUUUCAAAACCAUCGCCAUUGUGACAAUGCCGGCGAUGCUCAUCAUGUCCUAUAAAUUAUCUUAUCUGGGUAAAUGGUUCUAAAUUUUAGAGUCUCUUUGUGCUCCCUUUUUAAAGGUUUACCCAGAUGUAUAAAUGGGUACCGGCGACAACUGCUGGGGGUAACCCCUCGAUGGACUAACACCCCGUCCAGGGAGGAGUAGUAAUACUCCUAGGCAUGCAUCAUUUUAAGGAAACCGGGCUAAGCUCCGGCAGUUUUGGCCUUUACCUUACCUUAACGUGAGCGAAAUAGGUUCUGACUGUACAAUUUGAGUCUGUGGUAGACUUGGCUACAAGUGGAAUGCCUUUGUCUCCAUAAUUACAGGUGGCCCAUUAGUUUACAUAGGUGUGGCCCACAGACAAGGUCAGACACUAAAAAUUAAGGCUACCUAGUACACACGGCACUGAACGAAUUUUCGACCGGCUGACACUGACUCAGCCACGCUGUUUCCAAAAAGGGACGUAGGGCCUGUUUACAUGGAUGUGGGGGGCCCCAGGAAGAUGAGGUAACCCGCUUAGGUGGGGUAGCUUGCCUCUGUAUAUAAUCUCCCAUUUUAAUUUGAUCACGUUUACAUGAUAGGUGGGGUGACCCGCCGCAUCUUACCUCACCUAUCUGGGGUCUCCCAUCUCCAUGUAACCAGGGGCCCGUUUCUCGAAAGUCCCGGUAACUUUACGGGCCCGAAAUCAAAUAUUCAAAUCGAAAUAUAAAGAAUAAGAGCGCGGGUCCUGGCUAGCAAACUACUCCAUUUUGUUUCAUUAACUGACAGUUUUAUCGUGUUAGAUGCAAAGCUAUUGAAAUUUCGAUCUUUAAUGCAAACGGAGACCGCUUACCGGGCCCGUUAAUUAUCGCACCUGCCUGAAAAGUUCUAAAAAUUACGCACGCGUACGCACCUGCUGAAAAGUCAAAAAUUAAUCAAAGCAAAGGGCAAAGUAUGGUCAAGAAUGGUUAAACAGGCUGGAAAAAACGAACCGCUGAAUAAAGGGCAAACACUUAUGUAACCCUGUUCUAACUGCUGUUUGAAAAAAAAAAAAAAGAAAACAACUACUUUGAGCCCAUGUCUUAUCACGCGUGCUGGUUCAUGAAACCAGGGAUGUACAGGUCGUAAAAAACCCUGAAAGUCAGGAAAUUUACGAAUUUCAUUUUCCAGGCCAGGAAAGUCAUGGAAAAUUAGAGCUGUGUUUGUUAGAUUAAUCACUGAAGAUGUCAAAGCAAGAAAAAUAUGGCAAAGACAUGUCAUUAGACAGAUUAUUUAUUUGUUGAACUGAGUUCUGUAAAAAAAAUACCUUCGUUUAGCUGUCGCUUUCGAAAAGUUUGCAGAGGAUUGUUUUGAAACUUUUCGAAAGCGACAGCUAAACAUAAGAAGGUCAUGCAUAACUGGUGAAGGUCAUGGAAAAAGUCAUAGAAAAUCAUGGAAUUUAAGAGCUCACAAGAGAACGAACCCUGUGAAACGUUUUUCCGCUUUCGUUACGCUAAAGCAAAACGGACGCCUUUUUUGCUGGGAGAGGGAUAGCAAAGGAUAAUCGCCUCCGAACUGUAGCCAAUCAGAUAGCGCGAAAAGCACUACAAUCGAACCUCCAAGUACGACCACCUCUUGUACGCGACCACCUAUGCAAAACACCAAAACUUUCCCAGUUUAAGUCUUACAGUUGGAACCUCUUGUAAACGACUACCUCCUGUAAGCGACGGCGACCACUAUUUGGAGGCUACGAGGAGUCCCCAUUUUAUUUUCACGCGCGCUUGCGUUUCGCACGCUCUACUAUCCUUGACGACAGAUGGGGGACUAUUCGUAGUCUAUAUUGUUUUCAACCUCUUGUUAGCGACCACUUGAUGAGUUUUCCGCUCUCUUAUGGUCUCUGUGUGAACUAUCCUACUUAGAAUAUGCGAAGAACUUUUAAUAGUAACAACAUGGAACUGCACAUAUCGCAACUUGGAAUUACAUGCAAUAAAUUCUCUUCCUUAAAGAAGAUGUGACCGGACUUCCUCUCGGAAGAAAUCCCCCGUGGUUCGAUUCUCGUAUAAAACGACCACUAAGUCUUUGCAUUUUGGGUGGUCGCUUACGGACGGUUCGAUGGUAUUCACUAGUUUGGUAUAUAAACAUAGCUUUAUUGUAAUUUUUCUCUUAUUUUAUCUUUAUUCUGUGGUCACGACUUUAUUUUCGCCAUGGCAGAAAACCUUAAGUAGCAAUUUAAAAAUAACGCAAACGCAUUUUAGUUGUGUUUUGCUGCUUUAAUUAUACGACUUGAGCCGUGGAUGAAACAAAACCACAACACAGCUGAAUUGUCAUAACGACACGUUAACAGUCGUGGCAUCAAAUAUUAUUUGCUUGUUAAAUUUAUUUGUGAUAAUAUGUUGCGGAGAUAAAGCGUUGAACUUUGUUUCGUCAACGAUCCUGACAUAUUAUCAUUUACGCACAACCGGUGUCAGUCGAAAGCAUUGUCAUUGUCGAAAGUGAUGUUACUUCAAAGCACGUUCUCCAGACCAGAUGCUAAAAAUUGAAAACGUGGGAUAAUUAAUUGAUGUACAUUAACACAAAUUAUAAGGAACAUGGAAAGAAAUUAAUAAAUUACUCUGAAGAAGGAAGCGCUCAGUUUGCAUUUUAGUCCCUUUCGUUUCUGGGUCAGUCCAUUCCCAGGUGGUAGCAGAUUUCUGAGUCUAUGGACAAAAUCUAAUGAUGUGUGCGUUGAAAUGAAACUCUUCUUCAGCCACUUAUAUUGUAAAAUGGUUUUGUAUGCUUAUUAGUUCUAACGUUUGAGUCGGUGGAUGAAACCUUGGUGUGACCUUUCAAAUGAAACCUUUCUAGCCGCUAUUUUACUCCAUGGUACGUUUUAUUAGGUCAGGGGCACCCAACGAGAAUAUAGUUCAAAACCACUUAAACAUAGAAUUGUUUAACGUAUUUUAGUAUUUAAACGGUAGAUAUAGGCAUAUUUUUAUCCCCUAAAAAUUUUUCAUCUGUUCGGAUUUCUUAGCUGAAAGUCAAGUGAUCCGAAAAUUAUAGGGAUCAAAACUUACUUUUUCGAAAAUUUUAGCGAGAAAAAAGGCUCCCGAAAAUUCUAGGUGGCCUUUUUAGGGUAAAAAUCCGUUAAAAAAAAGGCGAUUAUACCAUUUUUUUAGAUGUCCGAAAAUCCUAGGAGAGGCAGGCAAGCAAGAAAUUUUACAACAAAUGUUCCGAAAAUUCUAGAUCUCAAAUCGUCUUCCGAACAGAUAUUUUUUCGAAAAUUGUCGUUGGGUGCCCCUGUUAGGUAUGUGGUUCUGUCUCUUUGAAAUCACUAUGCAAAGUCCUACGAUAUGAAAAUGCAUUCAAAUAAAAUAUCUUUGGGAGGACAUUCACAUAACACUAUUCAUUAAGUAUGUUGUUCGCCUUUGGAGUCUGUGGAUGAAAUCCUGUAGUGUUAUUGUUCAAAUGAAACUUCUUCCGCAGUACUUUCACAUGGAAAUAUUUCUUUUCCUUGACAGUAAGAAAUUUUAAGUUUUCCUAGAAUUUUGCCUUUAGGAAUGAAAGGAACACUUAAUCAUGCUGACUUUGCAACUUGUUACACCUGCUUUCUGCUCGCGUGUUCAUGACGUCCCAAAUUUUCCAUUUAAUUUAAGAGUGUUUGUUCAACUUAGCCCGACGCACGUAAACCAACUUUUUAAUUAACGAAAGUACGUCAUAGCUUUCAUCAAUAGUCUCCAUUACCCUUGGCCGGAGGGAAAUUCUGCUUUUCCUGAAUUUCGAAAAAACUGUCAAAGGUCGUUGCUAUACGUGUUAGGUGUCAUAUAAUACUAUGAUCGUUGUUUGCUAGCUGUCAUUUUUUAAUGAUUAGCCUCGGAAUUAUUUGCAGUUUUUGCCCGGGGGUACUCCUGGGAAUUCUUGGUGGGGAUGUGCUGCCCGAUUCUCCAAUUCCUGACCCUAUUUCUGAGCAAAAAAUGUGAGUCAUUUUUCACAUCUGUUUUCAGACUUGGCUUAAAAGAUUUCUUUAAAAUCCAUUUCGAAUACGCCGAUUUCUCUUUCCUUCUUACUCAUUUGGGAUUGAAACGAUACAUAUGUUCAUACACUCUCGUGGUUCCCUCGAAAACCAUACCCGAUCCCAGACCAAAAUGGGCAAAGAGGGUGCAAAAAAACGGUGCAAAAUACCUACCCUUUGGGGCGGCACAUACCUAUAUGGGUUAUAUAAGGAAGUAGCCCCCCGGGAGCUUCAAUUUGUCAUUCUUAGUAAUUAAAAGCGAACGUCACAAGGACUUUCCCUCCCGAAGAUACAUUUAUGGUCCUUAUCUAUAGUUACUAUACGUCUAUGCUGCUAUUCUUGCUAGUGUUAAAAGUAAUUGCCAAGAUGUUGAUGACACUUCAACUUGUUUUCAAUAAAAAUGUUGGUCAUGCGGCCCGCUGCCAUCUUGAAAUAUGAUGUUGGAACCUCAACUUGUCAUUUUUUUGGAUGGCGAGCAGAGUUUUGACGGUUUUCAAGUGCUGUAUUCUUGUCACAAUUGAAAAUAUGAAAACAAGUUUUUUUGCACGUUUCGGAGGACAAGUGUUUACGUCAAAUGUUUACUUGUGUUAAAAGCUUAAACAAAAAGAUCAUGUAGUUUAGCUCGUACAUUGACCACGAUGCGUUUCGGACUGGUCAAGUUGUACAAAGUUAAAAUUAAAAUCGUAGUCGCCUUGAAUGAAAGAAAAUAACCGCCGCGGCUUCCCCCUAACUGGCUGCAAUAAAAACUGCAUUUUCGUGCGGAACAUAUUUGUAAGGGUUGAAACCAAGGCCAGCCACAUAACUUUUAUCUGUUCCCUGCAAAUGUCUAGGCUUUGUAAUGCUAACCCUCAUAAAGUGAACAAAUGCUGUCUAUACAGACCAAUCAAUGGGCCAUUUGGCAUCAUUUAUAUUCUACUGAAAACUCAAAAAUGCUUAAGGGUUUUUUUUCCUGUGCAGCAAGUUAAGUGUCAUUUAUUGUUGCUUACGAUGUACUAUAUUUGAAAACGUGACAUUCAUCUGUAUCGCUCUUUGAAAAGGCUAGCGCUCCAAACAUUACCUUUUAGAUCUUUUUACGUUGAAUAGGAAUUUAUUUAUGGACUCACAUGAUAAAACGAAAACUUUGCUUUACUAAAGCAUAAUUUCUCCCUCCGAUGCAUUAUCAAGGCAGCCUUUUUAUCAUUCGAAACCAAUUUUUCUUCCUUUUCAUUUCCCGAGAGCCCACCACUUGACCUACAAAUAAUGGUCUGCUCAUGCGCAAUGUCGUCCAACUGUGUUUGGCUGCAAAUAAUAAUCUGCUCAUACGAAGAGAAAGCACGCUUUUCUUCUUGCGAUCGCCCUUGCGUGAAAAUGGCUGAUCGCUUCGCUUCCUCAGGAUAUCACUAAAAAACAAACUCGGUGAUCGAAUGAUAAAACAAUUAUUGAACUCGGUUAUCGCAAAAUAUCGUGAUUUGUCGGUGUCUCGCAGAUCAAUUAUUUACCUCAGCCGAUCUGCUUGCCAGUGACAAAUCACGUUAUUUUGUUCAACCUCGUCCAAUAAUUGUUAAUUAUUCAUUUCGGGAACAAUUACAACGAUCUCAAUGUACAAUAAAGGUGGUUCCAACGCGCUGUUCCUUUCGGCAGAGAAUUUUUUUAAUUCCAAUAAGAUUACCAGCAUUAUAAACGAAACCAGUACUGAACGACCCAUGUUUAGCCUGGGAAACACCCCACAUUUCGCAACGCCAUCCCUGAUUUGCCCGCGAAAUGACAUCUGAGAAACCAGCGCAGAAAUUCCAUACUGAUGACGUGUCACUACCCAGAUCUGGGCAGUGCUUCUGAUUGGUUGAAAAUCCAUCCAAUCAGAACUACAACCAGGAUCUGGGUAGUGACGUGUCAUCAGUAUGGGCGGAAUUUCUGCGCUCGUUUCUCUGACAUCAUUUAGCGGCGAAACUAGUGGUGGCGUCGCCAAGUGUCAGCUGUUUUCUCAGGCUAACCCGUACAAUGUUUUCUUGUUGUUUGUGGUGGUUUUUAACGGUCAGAAAUAUAAACGCACCAAUGACUGAUUGCGAGUCUUCAUAGCCAAUAACAUCACGGCUUAACUGACAGACGAACAAUAACAUCGCGACGUAAUUGACCAAUCAGAUCAAUAACCAGAGUAUAUAUAAUACCAUCAACUGACGCGAUACAACUCACUUUGACUCUGGAGAUGACUACCGCACAGGUUGUCGAAAUGUCAGUCACUGUUAACAACAACAGUCCCUAUUCAGGACAUACGUUCACCCGGACAAUCAAACUCAACCUACUUUUGAAAUGACUCCUGGGUUCAAACCUUCCACGGUCAGAAAUAUGUACGUUAACACAAAUUGAUACUUAGAAACGAGAAGGGAAUAAGAACCGAAAUGCGUCCCGCAGUGGUUUAUGGGAUCGUUAAUGGAGACGCGCCGGUCAGCUAUUGGCCAUUUUUUUCCUGCCCCUAGAAACAAUCCUAAAAGUCUUUGCGAAAUAGUUGAGCCGGCCCAGGUUUCCUCUCGUUUCUAAGUGCCGAAAUAUGACAGAUUUAUUUUAUUUAUUUGUUUAUCUUUUUUUCGCAUAAUUUCUUUACAGACUUUUUAUUGGAAACUUGGCUGGACCUGAUAUGAUUUAUCUGCUGGAGUUCUUUCGAGUUCAGCUCAGCGUUUCUGUUCUUCUAGGGCUUGUAUUUGUACCAAAGGUAUGUUCCACCGCGCAGGUCUAUUAGAAUCCAUAUACCGUGAAUCCCCCAUUGUGCCCCUCUCUCUCUAAUAAGCCCCCACCUUUUUCAGGGGAAGAAUGUUAGAAAGCAACCCCCCGCUCCUCCCCCUUCUCUCUUUAUGUCUCCCCUCCCCUCCCCUCCCCUUAUAUUCUUAAAUGAUAGACUGUUUUGGGACACCAAUAGAAGGGACGUGACGUCACUUGAUCAUAAAUUGUGACGGAAUAAAUUUAUGCCUCGUUUUUAUUGGUCAGUAAAAUCAAAAUGAUGGAUAUCUAUUGAACGUUGUGUACCGUCAAGUCCAUAAAAAAAAUAUAAAAAAGGGAAUCUAACAGGCGUCAUAUCCAUUCCACUUUAUUAACUAUAAUCACACGUUAACCCCUAAAUCACCCUGGCUGGGCUUGUGAAUGAAAACGCUUUAUAUAUCCGAGUUUGGAGUUUUAAGCCUUACGUUAUUCUUUCUCUGCUGUUGUUCAGAUAGUUCGUGUCGUUAAGGGCCGCGGUGAUGUGUUUGAUACAAGUGGUCGGAUUGCGUCCGUGAAAGGGGCCGCUCUAAGUAUGCCACCAGGUGGGACCUCAGAAGGAACUGUGAACUUGGGCCAAGAAAACGAAGAUCUUAAGGUUUGUUCUCCUUGUUAUCCAUGCAGCGUGCACAGAAAGUCGUGUCCGAUAGCCCGGGGCUAGUGGAUUUUGGUACUGGGCUAGUGAAUACUGUUCAAGUUAACUAGCUCGACGGGCAAGGGAAGUUUUCUGGGGGAGUUCAAAUUAUAGAAGAACUACAAUCAAUCCUUCUCGUCAAAAAUUUGUUUCAGACUAGUGAAAAUGUAAUGACUAUUCGGUUAGUAUCUGCUAGCUACGGGUAAGCUGUAAAACUGACUUGUGCCCUGCCUUAUAGCCCUCGGGGGCGUGAGGAGGGGGGGUACUUGGGUUAAUUUUUACUGUGUAUGUGCCGCUGGCCUCGCACAUCCCGUACCCCAUUAUAGUCUAUUCUGUGGCCAAUUAUUGACCCCACCUAAUAAUAAUAAUAAUAAUAAUAACUAAAAAUUUAUAACGCGCCUUUUCCAUGCAAAUAUGAUUAAAAGCGCCUGACAACACGUAAAUAUUAAAAGCAAAUAAAAACUAAAAUGAGCAAAAUAAUUAAGGCUAAGAAUAAACAACGCUAAAAUUAAAUAAAGAUAAAAAACACUAAAUAUAUUACAUAGUAGGUAAAAAAAUUACAUAUCAAAAGCUAGUCUAAAAAGAUGCGUUUUAAGUAAAGAUUUUAAACGUUCAAAAUUGUCCUCAAGACGGAUGUGAAGGGGCAGAUUGUUCCAUAAAUUAGGGGCAGCAGAUGACAAAGCACGAUCCCCAAAGUAUUUUUCAGUUUUAAACGAGGAUACUUUAAGAUAAGACCGCUAGCUGAACGGAGGUUAUAGCGCGGCUGUUCUUUAAUAGCAAUCAAAUCGAUCAAGUAACCAGGCGCAUGACCGUAGAUAGCUUUAAAAGUGAAAAGAAGUAUUUUAAAAUCAAUACGAAAUUUGACAGGAAGCCAAUGUAACUAACAUAGUACUGGUGUUAUGAGACUGUAGCGAGGGAUAUUAGAUAUAGGCCGAGCAGCUGCAUUCUGCAAGCGUCGCAGUUUAUAAUUAAGUAGAUGAACAGAGGGUAAACCAAAUAGAAGGCUGUUGCAGUAAUCUAUACGACCAAUGUUAAAAGCAUGGACCAAAGUUCGUGCAGACUCCUGGGACAGAUAUUUUCGGAUACGCCGAAUAUUGUAUAAAUGGGAAAACCCAGAUUUACAAGUUUUGUGGAUCUGUUCCUGGAGAUUCAAGUUAGAAUCGAACCAUGUCCCUAAAUUUCUUGCCACAGUGACAGGAACAACGUCAAUGCUUCCUACGGUAAGGCAAUAAAUAUUUACUUUGGAAAGUUGUUGUUUUGUACCAAUCAACAUGAACUCAGUUUUGUCAUCAUUAAGUUUGAGCUUAUCUGUAAGCAUCCACGUACGAAUGUCCGAUAUACAGCGUUCCAUGGCAAUGACCCCAUCAGUCUGAUUAGUAACCGUGUCAGAACUAAAUGACAGGUAAAGCUGAGUGUCAUCAGCAUAGGCAUGUGCUUCAGGUAGAUGGUAUUUGAUGACUUCAAACAGUUUGCUGGAAUAAAUGGUAAACAGCAAUGGCCCCAGACACGAUCCUUGAGGAACACCAUAGGGAAGCUUAAAACUGUCAGAUGUAAAGCCAUUUAGCGAGACUCGUUGCGACCUGUUGUUAAGAUAAGACAUAAACCAAUUAAGGGCGGUGCCAUUAAUGCCGAUACUUGACUUAAGACGAGCAAGCAGGAUAUUGUGGUCAACAGUGUCAAUCGCUGCGCUCAAAUCUAGGAGAAGUAGAAGAGUUACAUGCUUGCAAUUCAUAUUCAUGAGAAUGUCAUUUUGUACCUUCCGUAGCGCUGUUUCUGUGCUGUGACCCUUUCGGUAAGCGGAUUGCGAGGUUGGAUAACGGGAGAAUCGACUCAUAUGACUGUGAAUUUGGUCGAAAACAGCGCGCUCUGUCAAUUUUGAUAAAGUCCAAGUUACUGACAGGGCGAAGGUUAUUCAACUGCGUCGGGUCUAAGCCAGGUUUCUUAAGGAUCGAAGUAACCGGAGCUUCUUUCCACUCCUCAGAGAAAUGGCCGCAUGAUAGCGAAAGAUUUAUAAUUCGUGAAAUAACAGGCAACAGCACGUCAAGGCAGCCAACAACCAGAGAAGCUGGCAUGGGGUCCAACGGGCAAGACUUCUUUGCAGACUUACGGAUGAGAGAACAGACGUCGUUUUCCGAGAGUGGUUGAAAGAAAUGAAAAGCAUGCGCAUCAUCUACUUCCUGAUCAGGAGGUAGCGCAUUGCGCGCGCUUGGAUCGAUGUCUACGGCACCAAUAUCAAAACGAAUUCUAUCUAUCUUUCGAACGAAAAAACCGCCGAUGUCAUUGGCUAAUUUGAUUUGUCCUGAUAAUUAGGAAACGAAAACUCCUCUUUCUUAGCAAAGAGUUGUUUGGUAGCUCUGAAUAAUCUUUUAUGGUCUGUGCUAUUCUCAUCAAUAAAGUUAGUGUAAAAUGCCUGCCUGGCCUGGUUCAUGAGGUACGUCACGCGGUUUCUGUAAGACUUGAAAAUAUUCAAGUCAGACACAGAUCUCGUUCUCCUCCAGGUUCUCUCAGCCUUACGUCUCAAGCGUUUAGAGGCCUUUAUCUCGUCGUUGUACCAAGGCACUGCAGGUCUAACUUUCGAAGUCUUAGUCUUAAGUGGGGCGUGACAAUCAAUGACUUUGGGAAGUGUAGUGUUGUAUCUGCGUACAACAGCAUCCAGGUCACGUGCAUCUUCUGAGUGAAGAUGCACUUGCCGAUCCGGUGGAUCACUGCAUAACAAGGAGUCAGAUAAGUCCCGCUUAAGAGAUUAAAGAUCGACGGAUUUCAGCUUUCUGUAGACAAAGUUCUUAGUAGUCAUGCAAGGUCUGUUGGGCUGAAGUGUACAAUAAACAGAUGCGUGGUCAGAGAUAGAGCGAUCAACUACAGGGACCUUAUUUAAGAUGUCAUCGCUAGAACGGGUGAUAACGAGAUCACUUUUGGGCAAAUAUGUAAUUUUCGCCAUCCCAACUUAGUCACUUUCUAUAUUUGUGAAUUGACCCAAUUUUUACAUGGACUGAAGAACACUUUACUUUUCAUCUACCAUACAAACAUUCUAGUACGUUUUUACUGUCUAACCCAAAAAAUCAGAAAAUGUGCGACCCCAUUCUAGUAACUCUCUUGAAAAUGUGACCCCAUCCAGCGGUACAUCUCCAUUAGCCCAUUAGUUUCUUGUAAGAAAGUAGACGAGUUAACCAGAGUUUAGUUUCGUCUGUCCUUCUACGUUGAUCUGUAUACUGUAUUGAAACUUAGAAAUCUCUAAAUCGGAAAAAAAAACCCUACCGUAUAUUGAAUAUUUUUUGUUAUCAAAGAGUAAAAUGUAUUUGUAAAAGGUGACUGGGUGGGGGACUCCUUUUUCAGUUCUUUAUUUACUGGAUCGAAUCAUGUAAUAAUGAAACCAUAAAAUAAGAAAUAUGUAUCGAUAGCUUUCUAAAGUCCAGUCAGUCGCCAUUCACAAAAAACUUAACAGUUUAAAAAUAAUGAAAGUGAAUAUGAUCUUCGCAGUAGAAUGAACAGCCUAUAAAUAAUCAUGGUAAUAGGACUGAGUGGAGUCUAAUUCGGUCUAUUAUUAUACAUUGUACUCUGUUGUACUCAUUGUACUCAUUGUAUUCAUCUGUCUUCUCAUUGGCUAAGAGACUACAGCUAAUUUUGGAAAUCAGGGCAACCUACAGAUAAGUUAGUUAUCUGCUAGUCUGUAGGUUGCGCGCGCAAUGCAUGAUUUCUAAUAACAAUAUUAAUUCAGGUUCCUUGCGACGAUCAUUCUCGACCCCAGUGCUUACGGGUUUGGGAAUGCGCGCGUAAGCUCUGGGAAACUCUGCGCCGGAGUAGCCAAAAUCUGACUAUUUUGGCCUCACAGCGCAUGCUCUUUGAUCCAACCAAGCUCAACCAAAACUUUUUGCUUCUUUUAUAUCUACUUCAUCUCGAAAGUAGUGUGCUGCUUCGGUAUUAGAACUGAAGAAAUACAGUUAAUACAGUUACAGAAUUUUCAGGUAACCAGGGCUCUUGUCGUAGCUGCUGGAAAAAUACCGUUAAACAUUCCCAAUCACAGAUUUGAGACUUGAAGUUUGCAUAUGCUUGACAGUUGAUUAAACAUUUGUGUGGACUUCUUCACGAGGUAGUAAGUGAAACCCGAAUGGCUUGUCAAAAAUGCGAUAUCGUGGAAAAAGAGGACAACUAUAAAUAUCUAGUCGCAUUGUACACGUAUCACUUUAGGGAACGAUUUACUUUUUGUGUUUUGUGUUCUGUAUAUGGGCAAUUUACGAGAAGAAGCUCAAGUUUUCAUUCAUACUCGUCUAUUUCGUGUGAUUACGAUAACGUGGAAGUCAAAGAAAAAUCAGUUAUGUGUCAUGCUUCUUAAAUUAUAGCUGGCAAAGAUGUCAGUGUAUUUUUAUUUUAUUUUUUCACAUUCAAAUCUUUUUUCUGGUUCAACUUUCGAUAUGUAGCUAAGCUAUUUUCAAGAGAUUUGAAAAUUGGAAAAUCCAGUAAUUCUGCCUAAUUAGUCGUGAAAAUGUUGUUUUGGAAUGGCUGAAAUCAAUAAUCGGCCGGUCGUGUUUACUUCAACAUUUCUAGGGAAGACCCCGCUCACACGCCGGACACGCAGCACGUUCAACCGCUCUCGUGCAAACUUGAAUGGACCAAUCAGAAACACUUUUUUUUUUGCUGAAACCAAUCAGAGACAAUCCUGCUCCAGGGUUCCCCAGAGAUCUUGAUCUCUCUCCUCUACAUGCGCAGAAGAGCUCUGGGUCGAGAUUGUGCGACGAUGUGUCUUAAAAACAAUGUAUAACAAAACAAUUAUGAGAUUCGGUUUUUGUGAUAUCCUAAAUAAUCAAGGUCUCGGUAAGUGUUAUCAGCCUCGGCCUUCGGCUCGGCUGAUAACACAGUACCUCGACCUUGAUUAUUCCGGACAUCACAAAAACCUCAUCCAAUAAUUGUUUACAAUCAACAAAAUUAUCUGAUUUGUUUAAUCACGAGUAUGAUAAGCGGCUGAAAAGGGACCUGAAAAAAUUCAGCCUUGACCGGGAAUCCGGCAAACCCUGACCUUCGCGAUGACCGGACGCCAAAAAAAAAUUGAUGAACUUUUCUGUGAAUUUUCCAUUAAAAACCUAAAAGAAAACGCUUUGUAAUACUAAAGUUUACCUAUUACGUAUUACGAAAGUGAGGUCGCUACAGACUAAUCUCAGACCAUGAGAGGCCGUGACGUAUUAGCCGAGCGAUAGCGAGGUCAAGACAUCAAGGCCGAGGUCUGAGUUUUCCCUGUAAUGACCUAACGGACGAGGUUAAUAAGUUAUUUAUUGAGUGACAUUUUCAUUACAGACCUGAGCUUGCGCAAGAUCGGCUAUAACCAACAACUGGUCAGCGGAUAACUUAAAAAACACAUCACCUCAAUGAGUUGUACACUUGAGCCCGCGAUAUAGUCUGGUGACACGGGUCAGCGGUUACCCUUUUUGAUGGCUUUCAAUUGACCACAACAUGGAUGUCCAUAAGGAUUUCCAGCAUAUAAUUAUCAAGUUAAACACAUAUUGAAUAUGCCUUGGACACCUAGCCAGUAAAUCCCGGUCAUUACAAGAAAACAGCCAAUCAGAGCGCGCGUAUUAUUGUAGCCAUAUAGUAAAAGUGCUUUAACAUUUCUGUUUUCCAGGAAGAGAUUCGCAAGUUAUACGGACAGCUUCAGCAAAUGAAAACAGCCAACAUGGAGGCGGGAAACAGGCAUCUUGGCCGCUCAUCUUCCCUCCUCUUUGGCGGCUCAACGCCUUCACUUCUAAACUCGUCAAUUCCAAACAAUAACGGUAGCAUGGCUUGCUUGGUUUCCGCUGGGAAGGAAAAACGACAUCAAAGACUUUCUCCCGCAGCUGAACUAGUGAGCGAUUUUGUUUGAUUGGGGAUUUGCUCGAAGCGUUGUUCACUGUUUAUAUUGGAUUACGUACAGUAUUAGGUCGCUUGAAGGAGCUAAUUUGUAUUGCAAGAAAUCACCUCGUCCGACAACGAUGAUGUUAGCGGCAGCAGUCUUCAUUUCAAUGGGCAAUUCGGUUUAUCCGGCAAGAUUGGAAUAUUUUAUAUUGUUGAUUCUUAGUGAUUUUAAACUUUCGUUCUUGGUUCAGUAAAAACCCACACGAGAACCUCUGAUCAUCGGCACAGAUUGAACCGUUUCUUAUUUAUAUGGUGUUUAUUUGGCCAAAUUUCUGUUUGAAGGUUCAGUUAAUCUACAGUUCUUCAUAUUAUUUGUUGCUGUAGUAAUCAUAAUGUGUCUUCCUCAAACGUAGUGCAGUCGCAAAUUUCCCUUUCCUAGACAGUUGUUGUCAUGAACCCUUUCAUUCCCAGAGCGAAUGAGGACGUUUGGCAACGCGGUUUUAACUUUUGAGUCUGUGGCCGAAAUCCUGUGGCAUUUAUAAGCAACCUCUGAUCUUUGGUUUCACGUGUCAAAAAGAAACGACGGGCUCUGGGAAAGAGAGUGGCAAAAGGUGGAUUUGUGGGUUCUGCGCAUGACUGUUGUGGCCUGGACCUGUUGUUGAAGGAGGUUAAAAACGUGAAUAUGACAUCGUUGGAAGUACUUACAAAACUGUUUAAUACAAAAUUUAACAAAAAAAAACAUAAAAAUCUGCCGAACAUCUUCUAAACAAGAAUAGAGAGAUUAAGAUUCAC
Molecule: messenger RNA, 41083 nt
Organism: Porites lobata
Lineage: Eukaryota; Metazoa; Cnidaria; Anthozoa; Scleractinia; Poritidae
Source: the annotation of a GenBank genome assembly